CCUCGGGGAUUGGACCAAAGUUAGGUCAGUGCAACUUUCAAGUCAGUUGCAAACUCCGCCUCGGGGCCCGACGGAGCGGUAGCAGCGGUGGCAGCUACCACAGCGACGGCGGCGGCGGUGGCUGCGCGGCCGAGGCAGAGCAGUCGCGGAGUUGUGGGGCGCCCGGAGCAGAGCUGCGAGGGAGCGACCAAGUCGAGCAACCCGCUUCUGAGUCCCCACCAUCUUCUUGCUUUGUCCCCCGCCAUUCCCCAGCCGGCGAGGGGCAGCGGCCGAGUGCCCGCCACCUAGGUCUUCCGGGGCACCCCUUUCCCACCCCAGGCACCUCCAUCCCUCUUCGGAGCCUCUUCCCCUGCCUCGAUUAUCUCCGGGCACCGCAACCCCUUCCCCCCAACUCCCCGCAGCUGGCAGGAUGGUGUCCUGGGUGAUCUCCCGAUUGGUGGUGCUGGUGUUUGGAAUGCUGUACCCUGCCUACGCCUCCUAUAAGGCUGUGAAGACUAAGAAUAUCAGGGAAUAUGUCCGAUGGAUGAUGUACUGGAUUGUCUUCGCCUUCUUCAUGACAGUAGAGACUUUCACAGACAUCUUCAUUUCCUGGUUCCCUUUCUAUUAUGAGAUCAAGAUAGCAUUUGUGGUGUGGCUUCUCUCCCCUUAUACCAAGGGCGCCAGCCUACUUUACAGGAAGUUUGUCCAUCCAGCCCUUUCCUACCGGGAGAAGGAAAUUGACUCCUACAUCGUGAAGGCAAAGGAGCGGAGCUAUGAGACCGUGCUGAGCUUUGGGAAGCGGGGUCUGAACAUCGCCGCCACUGCCGCAGUGCAGGCAGCUGCCAAGAGUCAGGGCGCCUUGGCCGGCAGGCUUCGGAGCUUCUCCAUGCAGGACCUGCGCUCCAUCCCUGACAAUCCUGCCCCGCCCUACCAGGAUCCUCUCUACCUGGAGGACCAGGAACUGCACCGGAGACCACCUAUCAGGUACCGCCCUGGGGGCCUGCAGGACAGUGACACGGAAGACGAGUGCUGGUCAGACUCUCAGACCAAGGCCCACACCCUUCCCCGCCCCCGGGAGAAGCCCCUGGUCCGGAGCCAGAGCCUACGGAUUGGCAAGAGGAAGCCGCUGGUGCGAGAGAGCACCUCACGCUCCAUGAAGGUUCGAACUCGGAAGAAGGCAGUGGCCCCGGUGGAGCUGGACAGCUAGUGCCCGCCGUCGCCCAUUCGCUCUACCUCCAGCCGCCUUGCCCCUUCUAACACCCCAUCCUCCAGGAGAGGGCGUGGGGGGGGACCUUGGAGAAGGCAGAAAUGCCUCCUUUUUGUCGUGGUUUUCAUCUGUUGCCACACGAUCUCGCCUUGUCCCGGUGCCCUCGCCCUCGGCGACAUUCCCCAUCAGAGGGCCCAGGGAGUACCGCAGGGGUCCUAGCCCCCUCCCCUGCCAGCCUGCUCCGGGGGUGGGGUGGGAUUAAGGGUUCUUAGUUCAGGUUGCUAAAGGUGUCACCCGGUUGCCAAUGUCCAAGUUCUGUAUUUUCAGUAUACCAAAGCAGUCCCUCCUUUGUGCCUUGACUCCAGGGUUAUUUAUUGCCCGUCUUUUUUCUGCCAUCGUCUUGCACCUCCGGCCCCUUCGUGGCUAGGGGAUCUGGGAGCCUCGAUUGUCCUUCUCUAACUCUUUUCCCCUCUGUCCCAGGCCCGCCUUGGAUCAUUCCAUCCCCCUCCCACGUGACUUGACAGGCCUCUUCUGGGGGGUCAUUGUGUGUGUGUGUGUCGGUGUAAAUAUGUGUCUGUGCGUACGGGUGUGUGGCCAGGUUUGAAUUGGUUUUGAUAAAUAAAUCCAUGAAUUUUC
Molecule: messenger RNA, 1822 nt
Organism: Monodelphis domestica (gray short-tailed opossum)
Lineage: Eukaryota; Metazoa; Chordata; Mammalia; Didelphimorphia; Didelphidae
Gene: REEP4
Product: receptor accessory protein 4
Biological process (GO): endoplasmic reticulum tubular network organization
Cellular component (GO): endoplasmic reticulum membrane; endoplasmic reticulum tubular network; cytoplasmic microtubule
Molecular function (GO): microtubule binding
Source: RefSeq, a predicted model, not a curated record